GGUCAUAGUUAUGAUAGGUCAAUGUGUCCUUCCACACGUGUGUUCAGUAAUCUUCCAGAAGCAGCAGUAACUGGGUGCUAGCCGGUGUGUCGUAGCUGUCAGGCUAAUUUAUUGUGUAGUCACGCGUCUUUAUAUUUCGUUACAGUCAUGUUGAAGUCGGUGGUCCGCGCGGUGGGAGCCGCUGUCCGCGUCUCUUCAGCCACCACGUCCACAGCCCGAGCCCUGCCGCUCAGCUGCCCGACGCUGCGCUCACCUAGCUCGGCAACAGCUCGGCCCUUCACCCGGUCUCUCUGGAUGCUGAACAACAACGGAGCCUCUUCGGGAUACAGAACCAAACUGUUUAGUUCCAAAGUGUUGAACCCCUCGGUAUCGUGUGGAUGUGGAGGACUGCACACAGAAGGUGACAAAGCGUUUGGCGAUUUCCUGUCCGAUGAAAUCAAAGAGGAGAGGAAAAUCCAGAAAAACAAAAGCCUUCCUAAAAUGUCCGGAGGAUGGGACCUGGAGAUGAACGGCACAGAGGCUAAACUCAUCAGAACUAUUUCUGGAGAGAAGGUAACGGUCACAUUCAAUGUCAAUAACAGCAUUCCUCCUAACUUUGAGGAAGAGGCCGAACAAGGACAGCAGAAGUCGGGAGAAGAAGAGCCAGAAAUUGUGUCAACGCCCAACUUUGUUGUUGAAGUAACAAAACAGGGUGCAAAACAUUCCCUAGUGUUUGACUGCCAUUUCCCUGAGGAUGAGAUGAGUCAUGGUGAAGGAGAAGAGGAGAGUGACAUCUUUGCCAUCCGAGAGGUCAGCUUCCAACCUGAGGGAGACACUGAGUGGAAGGAGACGAGCUACACACUCAACACAGACUCUCUGGACUGGGCCCUGUAUGACCACCUGAUGGACUUCCUGGCAGACCGGGGGGUUGACAACACGUUUGCUGAUGAGCUGAUGGAGCUGAGCACCGCUGUCGAGCAUCAAGAGUACAUCAAGUUCCUGGAAAACCUGCAAGGAUUUGUUAAAUGUAACUAAGGUUACAUAUAACCAACAUCUUACCUUUUAUUCAAUACACCUCCUGGCCAAGUUGGCCUCUAAUAAACCAGUAAGACUAAAGCAAGUGUUACAGCACUGAUUGAUAGAUAGCUCUGGCACUCUAAAGAGACUGAUUGUUACUUGCUUUACUGUCUGUGAUCAGUGAACCAUGUUGCCAGAAGUUGUCACAUUUGGCUGCAAAUGUGUUUUCUAUGUUAAAAUGUAAGUUUAUUUUUCUGUAAGUUAAAAGGAGGUAUAGUUUAAAUUCAGAAUCAGAAAUUAUCAUCAUCGUAAGAAAUUUACUGAGGGGGUUAUUUUGUAAUACAGUCAGUAUCUGUGAAUGUUCAACUAUCCUCAAGCCAAUAAAGGGAUGUUUUGUCAAGAUGGGAAAUCCAAACAAUAACUCCACAAAAUGAAAAAUCAGUCCUCACUCGCAUCACUCACAUGUAUGUGACAGCUUCUGGUUUUACGGCUUGACAGUCCUGCUUUGAGUCUUACUUCUGGCUGGAUUUGCGAGAGAGUUGGCGUCUUCUAAUAUUGAAACGACUCCUAGACCGUAAUAUGUGAAGGCUAAAUUUGAAGGCAUAAGUCAGUGCGUCUUCAGAGAAUGGAAGAUAAGUGUCCAAUAAAAGAGUUUGAUAUUAAUGAAUUA
Messenger RNA from Acanthopagrus latus (yellowfin seabream), 1666 nucleotides. It is a transcript of the gene c1qbp, whose product is annotated as complement component 1, q subcomponent binding protein. Gene Ontology annotation, cellular component: mitochondrial matrix. The transcript is spliced from 6 exons. Lineage: Eukaryota; Metazoa; Chordata; Actinopteri; Spariformes; Sparidae. The record is from RefSeq and is a predicted model, not a curated record. The coding region runs from base 148 to 1014 and encodes 288 amino acids. Gene Ontology annotation, biological process: cytosolic ribosome assembly.